Molecule: messenger RNA, 1535 nt
Organism: Nelumbo nucifera (sacred lotus)
Lineage: Eukaryota; Viridiplantae; Streptophyta; Magnoliopsida; Proteales; Nelumbonaceae
Product: B-box zinc finger protein 24-like
Biological process (GO): photomorphogenesis; regulation of DNA-templated transcription
Cellular component (GO): nucleus
Molecular function (GO): zinc ion binding
Source: RefSeq, a predicted model, not a curated record
CCACUAAUACUGUUGGGAGCUUCUCAGCCACAAAUGAGGAGAUUCCACCAAGAUGAGUUCAGCGCUUAGCUUUAGAUAUGAGAAUCCAGAACGUUAUCUUCUCCUGCAGACUCUCCUCCAUUCUACACCACUCGCUUCUCUGUCUGUACUCUCUUUCUUGUUCGGUUCCACUUAUUCCUUCUUCUUUUAUUGUCCUCUUCUCUUCCUGUCAGAAUUUUCUUUCUCCCUUUGUUUCUUCAGUUUGUUAGUUCGUCUACACCGUCUUCAACCCACUUGGGAUCUUUGAGUCUCAUUCUUUGUUUCUUUUCUGCAAUUUUUCCUUAGGAGAGUCUCCAUUUUCAGAACAGAAAUAAUACCCGAAAGCCCAUUUUUCGGGGGGUUAGAUUCUGAAAUUCAUUUACUCUGUUUUCUCUGAUUAAGAAUUCUGUGCUUUCGACUCGAAAUCAUCAAUUUUUGUCAAUCUGGGUAGAUGGAUACCUCCUAAAUCUCAUCUAGAAGCUUGGAAAAGGUUUGCAUAAAGAGAAAAAGGAAGGGAAAACAGAAGACAAGUGAAGGAGGAUGAAAAUCCAGUGCGAUGUCUGCGAGAAAGCUCCGGCUACCGUGAUUUGUUGCGCCGACGAGGCGGCUCUAUGUGCCAAGUGCGAUAUCGAAGUGCAUGCAGCAAACAAGCUCGCCAGCAAGCACCAGAGGCUUCUACUGCAAUGCCUCUCCGACAAACUUCCCCGAUGUGAUAUCUGCCAAGAGAAGACAGCUUUUAUUUUCUGUGUUGAAGAUAGAGCCCUCUUCUGUCAAGAUUGUGAUGAGCCAAUCCACUCUGCAAAUAGCCUCUCUGCCAAUCACCAAAGAUUUCUCGCCACUGGAAUCAAAGUGGCUUUGAGAUCUGGUUGUGCCAAGGACACCAACAAAGGAUUUUUGGAGCCAACCAACCAGAAGCCACAACCAAUGGCCAUAAAAAUGUCUUCACCACAACCUUCAACCUUUGCAUCUCCACCAUGGGCAGUUGAUGACUUGUUACAGUUUUCAGAUUUUCAAUCCAGUGAUAAGCAGAAAGAAUCUAUUGAAUUUGGAGAACUGGAGUGGUUUACAGAAAUUGGCCUCUUUGGUGAGCAAGUACCUCAGGAGGCACUGGCAGCAGCUGAAGUUCCUGAACUUCCCAUUUUACAACCAAGUAAUGCGAUGAUUAACAGACCCACCAAACCUCACAUGCCCCUUAAGAAGCCUAGGAUCGAAAUAUCAGAUGAAGAGGAGUUCUUCACUGUCCCUGAUCUUGGUUAAAAGGAUCCAUUACAUAGCAUAGGUAUUUUGUAAGUUACCAUGAUAAUGUACACAAGGAUACAUAGAUAACGUAUCAAAAUCAAAUUAGGUUCGGUCCAUUCUAGUCUAAUGGCUAUUAUGUGAGCAUCAAUAUAUAAUUAAAUGGUCUGACUUUAAUGAUCUUGACUAUAAGUGCAUUUAACUAGUAAAGUGGUGCUGUACUGCUGUUGAUCCUUGAUGCAUCUUACAAUAUGGUAUUUAAUCAUUCGCCUUUGCCUCUA